AUGCCUUUGCAAACAGCGAUCUUCCUCAAUCUGGUGACCAUGACUGCGCUAUCCCACCAUCCGAUUCCAUCAAAUAAUCAGACUCGCCAUUCGGCUCCAAUGGGAGUUUUCUCGUCACAUCGCAAGCGACUCGAUGCUGCUGCCGAAACUGCUCAAAGGCAUGUUCUGUCUUGUUGUUCUUGCACUCGCAUCGAAUCUAAUGCAACGAUUAGCCGUGACCCAUCAACACCCGUCAAGCCUCCUGGAGCCAAGUGGACAGUCACCAAAGACACACCGCCCUCAUCUUCCAAACUUGCUAGCAGACCUCCAACGCCAGUGCCGGACUGUCCACCUCCACCAUUGGCUUCACAGCCCACAGCCAGCAACCUUGCUACGCUAUCAGUUGUCCCGUCCACUAUCCAACCCUCCGUGUCAAAACACUCCUUCCCGUCUCGUGAUGUACCAUCGCACUCGUCGAGUCUGUCACCAAGCUCCGACUCCACGAUAUACCGCAUCCAACCGACAUCCCCGCUACCUGAGAAAUGGAACAACGUUCACGAUCAUGCAAUGUGUGUUCUUGACACAUGCAACUACUCUCUGAACGCCAUUAUCAGAAAACUCAGAAGUGCCUUUCCUGAACUCGCAAAGUCUCCCUUGACCCAAGCCAUGAUCGACAAGCGCCUGCGCGUCCUCGACCAGAAUCCCGAGAUUGAUUACUUUCGCACCGGCCUCGACCAUGUCAACCGUGAAGGCAUGGAGAAGGCUCGUCGUGGCAAGGCUGUCAGUACUGACACUGGUCCCUCUGGCUACGACAUGCGUAUUCCCGCCGAUCCCAGAGUUUCAACACUCACGGCUCCCACCUCGACCAUCGACAGUAGCUUCAUGAGCAGCAUUCCAAGCCUGCCAGAUCUCCCCGAGAGACUGGUUCCCAAUCGUCAUCAAUCGGAACUCUCCGUCAAGACUACCGCCUCCAACGCAUCACAAGCCGGUGUCACCACUCAACCUUUCGAGUCUGGGUUUCUGUCACACAGAGCCCCUGCCUUCGAGAAGGAUGUGUCGAAAUCAUGA
This is a messenger RNA of Aureobasidium pullulans EXF-150, 1047 nucleotides long. RefSeq lists its product as uncharacterized. The transcript is spliced from 2 exons. The coding region runs from base 1 to 1047 and encodes 348 amino acids. The record is from RefSeq and is a predicted model, not a curated record. NCBI's taxonomy places the organism in Eukaryota, Fungi, Ascomycota, Dothideomycetes, Dothideales, Saccotheciaceae.